Messenger RNA from Betta splendens (Siamese fighting fish), 10190 nucleotides. It is a transcript of the gene ncor2, whose product is annotated as nuclear receptor corepressor 2. The record is from RefSeq and is a predicted model, not a curated record. Bases 350 to 7546 code for a protein of 2398 amino acids. The transcript is spliced from 46 exons. Lineage: Eukaryota; Metazoa; Chordata; Actinopteri; Anabantiformes; Osphronemidae. Gene Ontology annotation, molecular function: transcription corepressor activity. Gene Ontology annotation, biological process: negative regulation of transcription by RNA polymerase II.
GGCGGUGCAGCCUCCGCUGUGGUCUCAGCAGCAGCGGCUCAGGGAGUAGUAUCAGACCACGGUGUUGUGUAGGAACAGACGCCACAGAGCUGAAAACCCACAGCGGAACAAAUGAAAACGAAAACGACUCUUUCAUGUGGAGUAAUUCUGGGACGAGACGCUCAAUCGAAGCCCGAAGCCGUUUAACAGAUAUUGGACCGACUGACAAGGAGUGGGACGUUGCCACCGCCGGAUGGUCUCGCUUGCCCUGUCGUUAAGAUUUCUGGCUAAAAGGAGUAGCCGAUAAUGCACAGCACCUGCGCUGCUGCCAAACCAACCUCCUGCCUGUAGAGGAAGCGGCUGUGCCAGCAUGUCCUCUCAUCCCCAGUCGGUGCCGCCGGGCCGGAGGACUGCACUGGACACACGGCAUCUUCCGAAUCCCGCCACUCUGCCGCUGCAGCUGCAGCGGGCACACGCGGAUGUGGGACUGGUUGACUAUCACCCACAUGCUAGGGAUUACAGUUCUCACCUGGCCCAGCCUCAUCGCCGUCGGCCUUCUUUGCUUUCAGAGUUUCAGCCUGGGAAUGAGAGAGGGCAAGAACAGCAUAUUCGCUAUGACCAUAUCUACCUACCUGAACCAAGCACCCAAUCAGAGGUGGAAUAUGCUGAGAUCAAACGACCUCGUUUGGAGAUCGGACCAGAGUCUUUGAUGAGGCCCUCAUCUCACCGGGCAUCAUUGGCUCUCGGAGGGGCUGAGGAUAUGGCAAAGGAGCGUGGAAGUGCCAUAGGGAAGCUGGAGCCUAUUUCCCCUGUGAGCCCAGAGCACAUGGAUCCUGACUUGGAUCUGGUGCCGGCUCGCUUCUCCAAGGAGGAGCUCAUCCAGAAUAUGGACCGCGUGGAUCGGGAGAUCACCAUGGUGGAGCAGCAGAUCUGCAAGCUUCGCAAAAAACAGCAACAGCUGGAGGAAGAAGCUGCAAAGCCCCACGAGCCAGAGCAGCCCAGCUCACCCCCACCCAGUGAGGCCAAGCACCGCAGCCUGGUACAGAUCAUCUAUGAUGAGAACAGGAAAAAAGCAGAAGAGGCUCAUAGGAUAUUGGAGGGACUUGGACCCAGGGUGGAACUGCCUCUGUACAAUCAACCUUCUGAUACCAAGCAGUACCAUGAGAACAUCAAAAUAAAUCAGGCGAUGAGGAAAAAGCUCAUCUUGUACUUCAAGAGGCGAAAUCAUGCUCGUAAGCAGUGGGAACAGAAAUUUUGCCAGCGCUAUGACCAGCUGAUGGAAGCCUGGGAAAAGAAAGUGGAGCGCAUAGAAAACAACCCACGGCGCAGAGCCAAGGAGAGCAAGGUGCGAGAGUAUUACGAGAAACAGUUCCCGGAGAUUCGCAAACAGAGAGAGCUGCAGGAGCGCAUGCAGAGCCGUGUUGGGCAGCGAGGAGGUGGGCUGACUUCAUCUGCAGCUCGCAGUGAACAUGAGGUGUCUGAGAUCAUUGAUGGGAUAUCAGAACAUGAGAACACAGAGAAGCAAAUGCGGCAGCUGGCCGUCGUCCCUCCUAUGCUGUUUGAUGCCGAGCAGCAGCGCAUCAAGUUCAUAAACAUGAAUGGACUGAUGGAUGACCCGCUGAAGGUUUACAAGGACCGGCAGGUUAUGAACAUGUGGAGCGAGCAGGAGAAGGACACUUUCAGAGAGAAGUUCAUCCAGCACCCUAAAAACUUUGGUCUCAUUGCAUCUUUUCUGGAGAGAAAGACGGUGGCGGAGUGUGUGCUCUUUUACUACCUGACCAAAAAGAACGAGAACUAUAAGAACAUAGUGCGCAGAAACUACAGACGCCGCGGGAGAAGCCAGCAUAGUCAGCAGCAGCAACAGCAACAAGUGAACCGCAGCAGCCAGGAGGACAAGGAGAAAGAGGAGAAAGAAAAGGAGGGAGAAAGGGAUGAGGAGAAGAAUGAAGCAGAAGACAAGGAAGACGGAAUGAAGGACGACACCUCUGGAGAGGAUGCGGAAGACAAAGAGCCUGCUGUUGCCGUCAAGGGCCGACGUACAGCCAACAGUCAGGGCCGCCGCAAGGGCCGCAUCACCCGCUCCAUGACCAGCGAAGUGGAGGAGACCACAACGCCGCCCCUCAACAAUGAGCUCGCCAAUCUGGAGAUGAAUGAGAGUUCUCGCUGGACUGAAGAAGAAAUGGAAACUGCCAAGAAAGGCCUUCUGCAGUAUGGUAGGAAUUGGUCCGCCAUCGCCAAGAUGGUGGGGUCAAAGACCGUGUCACAGUGCAAGAACUUUUACUUCAACUACAAGAAAAGGCAGAAACUGGACGAGAUUCUGCAGCAGCAUAAAAUGAAAUCAGAGAAGGAGCGAAAGGCCCGCCGUAGGGGCAAAACUCUUCAGAAUGAGGAAACUAGUGCCCCAUUUGCAGCAGAGGAGGAGGAGAUGGAGGGUUCAGGAGCUAGUGCUAAUGAAGAGGAGGCCCCUGAAGAUGGAGAAGGUGGAGCCAACAACAGCUCUGAUACCGAGAGCCUGCCCUCCCCACACUCAUCCGAGGAUAGCAAGGCUAAGGAAGAAGGCUCGAGCAGGUCAAAGGCCAGCUCCAGCGCUGGGGAGAAGGAGGCGGCUGGGUCUGACAUGGGCCAGCCAGGGGAUGAGAAACCUCCUUUCAGAGAAGAUGCGGACCUGACCAUCAAGCAGGAGGUAAAGACGGAGGCCGGGGACCCUAACAAGGAGCAGCUGCAGUCAACGCUGCCCAGUGAAGCAACAGAUAAAAAGCCUCCUGCAGCAGAGGCCGAGGAAGUGAAAAGCUCAGCAAAGAGCUCCAAGAAGGACCACGGGGCUAAAACGGGCUCAAAUGGGGACAGCGACUCUAGUGCUACUUGCAGUGCUGACGAAGUGGAGGAGACCGACAGUACAGAUAAGAACAGAAUAACUUCUCCACGGCCAAGUCUACUGAACUACACUCACGAUGGGGUCAUAUCCUCCCCAGUCCAGAAGCCUAUGGACCUGAAGCAGCUCAAACAAAGGGCUGCUGCCAUACCGCCUAUUAUGCCAGAGGCCUCCAUGCAGGGCAGCCAGCGGAGUGGGGGUGGCAAAGCAGUCCUGCCCCCCCACGCCCUGGCACUGUACCAGCAACAGAUCACGAUGGCUCAUGGGGAGUCCUCUCAGGAGGUCAAACAACAGCAGCAGCUUUCAGGCCAGUCAGGCAAGCAGCAACCUUACACCCCGCAGGCGGAGAGGGAGAGGGAGGCUCUUCAUAGCAGCAGCCCGCGUGUCCGCCCACGCAGCCCCUCAAACGGCGACAAGGAUGAGAAAUCCCGGGCUUUCUCUCCACAUAGUGAAGCCAAAAAGCAGGCGCUAGGGUCCGAUGACUUGAGAAACUCCAACUUGGGUCGCCCGGUUCUCUCAUCUUACCCCAUGUCUCCCAGAGACAUGGCCAAGAUCAGUCAUGACCAGCACUUGCUCCACUUCAACUCAUUGCAGCAAGCAGGUCACCCCUUACUCACCAGUCUGCCACAAGACAGUGGUAGGUUAGCAGCAGUGAGGCCCCUCACGAUGCCUGAGCCACCACCUCUCAUUUCCUCCACAAAGCCGGGGGGCUCUAUCACCCAGGGCACCCCCGUGCAGUUGCACAGCCCAGCUCUCGGGUUGGAUCACGGGAAGGUCCCUCCCACACAGAUGGGGUUGCCUUGGAUAGAUCAGAGAAAAGUUGGAGGUCCUUUCCCCAUGGUAAAGCAGGAACAGUUGUCUCCCCGCAGUUCAUCCUCCCAGCCUGAUAAUCUGUCGACCCAAGGGGCGCCUCAUGACAGCGCUGCAGGACGUGGUUCUAUUCCAGCAGUUCAGGGAGGCAGUAUUACCAAGGGAAUUCCUGGGACCAGAAUGCACCCAGAAGCCUCUUUGUCCUACCGAGGCUCCAUUACUCAGGGCACACCAGCUGAUGUGCUGUAUAAGGGAACCAUAACCCGGUUAAUCACAGAGGACAGUGCUACUCGCGCUGAGAGGGAGCAGGAUGAAGCAGCUAAAGGCCACGUGGUCUACGAGGGCAUCAGUGCUCACAUUCGCACAUAUGACCGUGCUGCUUCUCAGACUCCUAAGGAUGAUGGCCGCGGCCCCGGCCAGCCUGGCGAGAUUCUAGGCCUGAAGCGUCCUUAUGAUGCCAUGGAGGGAGGCAUUUCUAGAGGACUGCCCACACGGGAUUCCCUGUCUGCUGCCAAUUGUGAAGGUCUGAUUGGUCGAGCCAUGCCUCAUGAUAGGGAUAGUCCGCAUCAUGCAUCCUACAAGGAUGCUCAUCACAUCCGGGGGUCCAUCUCACAAGGUAUACCUCGUCAUCUCGACCCUCAGGACGGAUACCUGAGGAGGGAGCCUAAGCAGAUGAAGCGCGAUGGCUCCCCAACUCGGGGGUCCAGUUCGCUGUCUGACUCGAUGAAGGGCAGAGAGUCCAUGGUGACCACAGUCAAAGAACCUGGACGCUCCAUUCACCUGAUUCCCAGAGAGGAGCUCAGACAGCCUGCCAAGGAAGGCAUUGUUGCACAGGGAGCGCCUAUGAAGCAGGAAGCAGGUGGUCAAGGAAAACGUCACGACGUCCGCUCCAUCAUAGCCAGUUCCCCACGCUCUUACCACGCUGCGCCUUCCCACCUGGAGAUGCGCCCUGAUAGGUCCCGCUAUGAAGACGCUCCCAAAGGACGCCCCAGUGCAGUGGUGAGCACAGCUAGCCCUAUAGCCCGCUCCUCCCCACUCACACUGGGCUCACAGGAAGGGGGCAAGCCUCAUCACAGCCCAGUGGGCUACGAGGACAAAGGCACCUUAAGGAACCCUUACCCAGGACCCUCCCAUCGUGGAUCCCCUCUCUCCAGGGAGGGAAGUCAAAGGCAGCAUGAUGGGUCCAAUAAGAAUCCACCUCAGGAGCGUAAGGCUACACCAACACCCAGAGAUAUGAGUGCCACCAAAUCGCCACUCUCCAGCGUUACUGAUCAGCAGACUUACGAGCGUAUACUGGAGGUGUAUCGUCAGAUGCCCUUAGCCUUUGAUCCUGCUGCAUUCCCCCGUGGCAUCCCUAUUGAUCCAGCAGCCUACUACUUGCCUCGCCACCUUGCCCCCAACCCAGCGUACCCGCAUCACUACCCCUACUUCAUCCGGGGCUUUCCUGAAACUGCCGCCCUGGAGAAUCGCCAAACGCUGCUAAACGACUACAUCACCUCCCAGCAGAUGCCCCAGUGGCCUGCAGCUGCUGCCAUGGCUGCUCAGCGGUCAGACUUGCUGAGGGGCCUGGCUCCACGAGACCAGGCCCUUUCCCUGCCCUACUCUGCGCCCCCACGUGGAAUCAUCGACCUUUCUCAGGUGCCACACUUACCUGUCCUGGUCCCUCCUUCUGCAGGGGCCGCAAGUUCCCCAAUGGAUCGCAUCACCUACAUCCCUGGGCCAAGCUCCACCUUCCCUGGCAGGCCUUACACUACCUCCCCCAUCUCACCCGUUGGCUCCUCGCACAUAAACAAGAUGCAAAGCACAUCCUCCUCUUCAGAGCGCGAACGUGAGCGGGAUCGGGAGAGAGAAAGGGAGCGCGAGCGGGACCGGGAGAGGGACCGCGAAAGAGAACGGGAGAGAGAUCGAGAAAGAGACAGGGAGAGAGAGAGAGACCGAGACAGGGACAGAGAGCGAGAGCGCGACAGAGAGAAGGGUGGUUCUGUCGGAAACGUGGAGCACGCCCCGAUUUGGCGCCCAGGUACAGAUCACAACUUGACGAGCAGCAGCAUGAGGCCUGUGUCCCAGCCAUACAGCCACCAGCACUCCCCAGUGUCACCACGUAACCAGGAGAACGUGCAGCAGAGACCUAGUGUCCUGCACAACACGGGGGGGAAAAGCCUUUCUGUUGGGGAGCACACGGGUUCCUCAGUGUUACGGCCUACGCCUUCAGGGCAAACCCACUACCAAGGUUACUCUGGCCACCUCCAAAGGAUAGCUGUUCCUCCCGAGGCAUACCCACCUGCUAUGGACCCAAGUGUAGCCAAAGAGCAGGGUCGAGAUGGUGGGAAAUCCAGGGGAGGUCUCUCCAAGCAUGUGCAGGAGCAGCUUGUCCCCUCCGGUAAAUCUGACUCUAAGCUGUCCAGCCCCAGCCCAGGAGCAUUAUACCCAGGUCCUUAUCCUUCAUCCUCGAGUCGGCCCCAACACCUGCUGCCUCCUCAGUCGGAUAACCCUCCUGCCCGCGGAGAAAGCGGCACACCUAGUAGGGAAAAGACUCAAAACAAACAGAUGUCCAUUCAGGAACAAGAGCUUCGAGUACUCGGUAAGACCACCAUGACUGCGGCCAACUUCAUAAACGCAGUUAUUAUGCGUCAAAUUUCUUGUGAAACGGGGAUGCCAGAGACGGGCUCGCUUGUUGCCAGCGGCGCCAAUGAUGCUCAACAGAAGCCAGAGCCACAUGAUCUGUACCAUCCUCCAUCUGAGGAGAGACUGUCUCCAGGACAACAGCCUCCAUCCCCAUGUGUUAAAGGCAGCCAGAGGGUUGUCACCUUGGCACAGCACAUCAGCGAGGUCAUAACUAAAGACUACACCAGGCAGAGCCAACAAGGCUACCAUGGCUCUCCAGUCCUGGACUUGACCCGUCCCCCCAGUGCCUCCCAGCUCCCACCCUCUUCACAGGACUCUGGCCAAGGGCCUCGCUAUCUUGAGGGUCUUAGUGGAGAACGCAACAAAGACCGGUCUCCUCCUCAGCUUAAGACGUCACCCAUCAGUAUCUCUAAUGAUGGCAUUGAACCUGUGUCUCCUGCUGGAGGCAGCUCUGAGCCUGAAAUCCAGGGGGGGUCCUCCUACCCCAUUGAGCAGGGAGAGCAAGGAAUGGGCUCCCGUUCCCCACCCAAUGCCUCCCAGCACCCUGCGUUCUUCAGCAAGCUGACGGAGAGCACCUCGGCUAUAGUGAAGUCAAAGAAACAGGAGAUUAUUAAGAAGAUGACUGUGGUGGGAAGCGACGGGGAUUUCAGUGCUGGACAGCCAGGAACAGAGAUCUUCAAUAUGCCCGCAUCUACAACUGCAGGACCUGUGAACGUCCGCAGCCACCCGGCUCCAGAGACCCCUGGUAACUCAAUAGGCCUGGAGGCCAUUAUAAGGAAAGCCUUAAUGGGCAAAUAUGAUGACCAGUCUGAGGAGCGCUCCCUCUCCAAUGCUGCUAACACAGUGGGUUCUGCUUUGCCUCUGGCUGAUGACUUUUCACAAGGUGGGGGGAAGUCCUUAAAGGGCAGCAGCCGUUCCAAUGGGCGCAAGACCAAGUCCCCAGGACCAGGCUUAUCGGGCGGGGAGAGACCCUCCUCUGUGUCCUCAGUGCAUUCGGAGGGAGACUGCAACAGGCGGACUCCCCUCACGAACCGCGUGUGGGAGGACCGGCCUUCAUCCACAGGUUCGACACCAACCCCCUUCCUGUGCAACCCACUGACCAUGCGUUUACCCAGUGGGACCGUGUCCGCUCCCUCCCCUUCCUCCGGCCAGCUGGGGGGCCAGGGCCCGGGCUCGGUGCCGGGACAGGGCCGCUCCUGGGAGGACGAGCCCAAGCCUCUGCUCAUGUCCCAGUACGAGACCCUGUCGGACAGCGAGUGAGGCCGAAGCGCCCGCGUUACGCAGGACCCCAUCAACCACCUCCGUGCUGCCGCCGCCCACGCGUCCGCGAACCAACCCGCACCAUUCCACUCUACAUUUCCUCAAUUUAGUCCUCAAGCAAGGAUCGCGUUGUCGGCAGGCACCAACCAGCUGCUCCCCGUGUGCGUGCGCGUGCGUACAGUAUGUUUGCGCUUACAUGUUAAUGCAUUCACUCCAGGACUACUCUAAAAGGACAAAUCACUUUUUUUUUUAACUUAGCAACUUUUCCUCACUGGCCUUAUCAGUACAGACAUGUUGACCUUUCGCCUUUUUAGGUGUAGCGCUCUAAUGUGCUGACGCGUGUGGGAGGGGACUCUGACAUCCAGUAGUAGAUCUGGUCUGGAGACCCACAUCAGCUGCUCUGCUCAGAGGUUUUGACCACAGGUCUGACCUGAGAGCAGCUCGAGCACACAGCGAGGACCCCUUAACGUUUGUUCACGGUGAACUCCGAAUGCAGAUGGUCUACACAAAUACACGCGGGGUGGGGGGCAGAAGGAGAAUUAACAUCCUGUUUUUAUGGUUUUUGUCCUUUUUUUUUCCCCCUUUAACUUCAGUCAGUCCAGUCUUGUGUUUGGAACGUAAGCUGAGACCUUUAGUACAUUUUGAUGGUAAACUUUUGAUGGUGUCAUUUCUUGUCUCUUAACUAAAUGAUGAUGUAUCUUUUUGGGGCGUGGGGGGGGGCAGACAUUGUUAUAUGGGAGGGUCAUGUAAUUGGUUUACAGGGUAAACAUGCUGUUCAUGGCUGAUGUCGUCAUCUAUUGGGCAGCUUCCCGGUAGAGCAGCGAAGGCCUGCUGACUUCAGGCGUCCACGUAGGUUGAGGUGACUGGCCAGAUGGGAAUCGCUGGGACGAGUGACACUUUCUCACUGUGUUUCUAUUAACCACGUCUGUGUUUUUGGAUAUUAAGCACUUAGUUCUCAGUUUGUUCACCAUGGCAUUUUUUUAAGACUCUUUGUUUCCUGGGGCAGGUGAAUUAGAUGGAGCAGUAUAGACAUCCAGAUGUGGAGGUGUCCUUUAACACCUAUAUGUUUAUUUUGUUCUCGUCACCGACGACGUUUAGCGCUCCCACACUCAAAGCGACAAUCACACUCGAGCAAGCGACGGCUAAGCCACUGGGAGUAGGUGCGCACCAACCUUAAAGCUGCUUAAAGGCCAAUUCCCCAGCAUCCCCUGGAAUUUGCCUGCGACAAAGAGGUGACGGAAAAGCCAUUUGUUUAUGAUCCUUGGUCCUCGAUGCCGUCGGCCUCAGCGCUCUGGACGGCCUGACCUCUGACCUUUUACUGCCUAGUGGAGGAGCCCAGACGCUACUCCUGAUCUAGGCUGUUUUUGUAUAGUUACGAAAUAUUGCUAGUGUUAAGUGCCAUUUAUUUUACAUACUGAAGUUACCAAGUGACGCACAAUUUUUCUUUGCCCCCAGUGCCAGAGUUUAUACUGUCCGUGCAGGGAAAUCUGAAAACAAACAAACAAAAAAAAGAAAUAUGCGCUUUUAAAUUUUUUUUUAAUAAAAUUUGUGCAUUUUUUUUCUUCAAAUUCAUCACAGCCUUAGCUUUUAACUGUGUCACUCAUUGGGUUUCUUCUGUAAACAAAGCGGCGCCGUAUCACAGGGCAGCAGUGCCGCUUCAAACCUUUCCUCCACUACGAGACUUCAAGUGUACUUCAUUGCAUCUCAUGUUUGUGUAUGAAUUAGGAGCGGUCGAGGAGAAGCCAUCUGAACGCGUCUGGUAGUUUUAUGUAACCUUAGUUGACAUGUUCUCACUGUUUUGCUCGCAGUAUUUUAAAGGUCGCCCUCUGCGUACGCGCGGUGAAGCGUUCUCGGCCGGGGGACGAUCACUGUCCUCCGGCUGCAGCCGCAACGACUCCUCCAGACGCUUAGAACCAGACUCACCUCUGUAGAACAUUUUAUCACAGGAUUGUCAUAAACACAAACAUGACUGUUACAGGACUACCUCCUCUUUCUUCAUCCUUCCUGCGUCAUUGGUGGAGCAUCUGGCGUGCCGCGCCCACAGAAAGCUCAUCUCAGCCAUUUUAGCUCCAGUUGCUAUUCUGUUGGUUUUUCCUCCCUCCCAAGACUGAUGAAGGGUUCGAUUUCAUCAGACGAGGCAAAAAAUAAAUCCAGGCAGUGGUGUCUGUGUGUGUACGUCACUUGUCCACUGUUGAAUCGUAAGAAUGUGGCAGCAACCAGACUAAGCCAUAUCCCGCUGUUCUCUAAACCGAUGACAUACUCAUUGUUUUUAAAAGUAUACUGACAUGAAUCUUACAUCUUCAUUAUAAAUCAAAGAAAAUUAUUCAAGCCUAAAAAGACAAAGUUUAUCGCUGUGUUCCCUGUAUUAUCCAUGGAGGGGGGGUCAUCGACAUAAUACAUUGUUCAACCAUUUUGUGCAUAAUGAUUUUUUUUUAUUAUAACCCACUGUAUAAUAGCAAGGAUUGUACAUAAAACUGAAAAGAUGUAAAUAUUUAUGUGGCUUGCUUAAGGUUGGUUUUACAAAAACAUAUUCACAUGGUUAAAUUCUACAUGCCCACCAGCAAGCUUUGUGGAUAGCAGUGUAAAAAUGAAAAACGAAAACACUGCCUUAAUGUUUAAAUAAAAAGCUUAUUGCCAUUUGGAA